GCCCUUGUAAAUUCGCACUGCACUUUGUAUUACAUUUUUCACGAGUGAACAUGUCGAACCCCCAGAGCAACGAGCAUAAAGUAGAUGCCAGCUGGAUUGGUUGGUUCGUUGGGAUGAUUGGCAACGAGUUCGUCUGCCGCGUGCCCAUCGACUUCAUAGAGGACAAGUUCAACCUGACGGGGCUGGAGUACUUGAAAGACACAAUGAACGUGGUCCUGGAACCGUUGUUCGACAGGUCCGUGGCCUGGGUCUCCGGCUACGAGGAGAAGCUGUACGGCAUGAUCCACGCCAGGUACAUUAUGUCGGCGCGUGGCGUGGAAGAUAUGCGCCUGAAGUAUCUGAUGGGGGACUUCGGAUCGUGUCCGAAGUUCUACUGUAAGGGGCAGAAAGCCCUGCCAGUGGGCCUCAGCGACAAGUGGGGCCAGUCCAAAGUUAAGAUCUACUGCCCAAGCUGUAAAGACGUCUUCCGGCCGAAAUACCGUCCAAAGCUGGACGGAGCCAUGUUCGGGACCAGCUUCCCGCACCUGUUCUUCAUGCAGUUUCCGAUGUUGAGACCCCAGCCGCCCGUGGAGAAGUACGUCCCCCGUAUCCAUGGAUUCCGGUUGCACGAGUCGGCCUUGAUGCCGCUCGAAUCGAGCGAGACAUCGAGCGAGACGUCGACCGAGGAUAUCGGAUCCACCUCGUCCCCCUCCUCCUGUCCGAAUUGACCAGGAUGUUUAACUCCACACGAUAUCUUGUUGUUGCUAUUAAACACAUUCCCUAGUGCGUUCAUAUGGCCAGCUACCAUAUACUCAUGCACCUCUUACACCUCAUACACCUAAUACACCUGAUACCACCUUUUCUAAAUAAAAUGUAAGCGACUAAUAAAAUUAUGAAAAAAUA
This is a messenger RNA of Drosophila sechellia, 882 nucleotides long. RefSeq names its product suppressor-of-stellate-like protein. The transcript is spliced from 3 exons. Gene Ontology annotation, molecular function: protein kinase regulator activity. Gene Ontology annotation, cellular component: protein kinase CK2 complex; cytoplasm. The record is from RefSeq and is a predicted model, not a curated record. NCBI's taxonomy places the organism in Eukaryota, Metazoa, Arthropoda, Insecta, Diptera, Drosophilidae. The coding region runs from base 51 to 707 and encodes 218 amino acids.